AUGGGAGUAGUUCUUAUAAAAUAUGAUUACAUGAAGUAUCGACUCUACUCAAAACAAGAAUUCAAACAUGGCGACGGCAGAGGACUUGAAAACGUUUUGAAAGAAACGUUAGAAAAUAGAGGUGUGCUUGGUCAAAUCAAGGCAAGAAUUCGUGCCGAGGUUUUACGAGCGUUAGACGAUCAGGACGAAGAGAAGCCAAGCCUCUCAAAUGAGAAUAUGCUGAUAAACGAACUGAUCAGGGAAUACCUGGAGUUUAACAGAUACAAGUACACAUUAUCUGUGCUGUUGACGGAAACUGGUCAGCCAAAAGAAUGUUUGAGUCACGAGUUCCUGGCCAACGAGUUGAACAUUGCUGAAGAUAAAACGACAAAACCAGUACCGUUAUUGUACAGCAUACUGGCGCAUUCUUUGAAAGAAAAACACAUUAAAGACCUUAAGCCACAAACCACCGUGACGAAUGGAGAUGUAAUCGCGAAUUUGGAAAAUGGCCCGGUGUAUGACGAAGAUCAGGUGACACAUAUUCGUAAACCGGAAGCAAUAAACAUAACCAAUGACAGGAAACGAUAAUUUACUAUAAAGAGUGAUCUGAUAAAUGUGAUCACACCUUCGUUAAAGGGCAUAGACUUAAGAAUUUUACUACUUAAAUUAUAGUUUCAUUUAACAGAACUUUGAAAAUGACAGUGUAUUUUCUAAAACAGUUUUUGCAUCUCUUUUCAUUCUCGACAUAUUGAAAUUUUUGUAAUGUCCGAUCUAUGCAACUUUCUACGUCAUUUUGCAUAAUGAGAAUUUGAAAUAGCAGGUAUAUUUGCCGUUUUGUUACCUCAACCGAGCAGAGCUCCCUUUGAAUUAAUGGUAUAAACAAUUGCAUGAUCAUUUCAACGAAAAGUUGACUUGAAUAUAAAAGAUGUUUGAAACUUUGCAGGGACUUAUGCAAAAUGACGUAGAAAGUUGUGUAGAUCGAAC
This is a messenger RNA of Xenia sp. Carnegie-2017, 963 nucleotides long. Its product is annotated as centrosomal protein 20-like. Gene Ontology annotation, cellular component: ciliary basal body; centrosome; motile cilium. The coding region runs from base 1 to 567 and encodes 188 amino acids. Gene Ontology annotation, biological process: cilium assembly; microtubule anchoring. Gene Ontology annotation, molecular function: protein binding. Lineage: Eukaryota; Metazoa; Cnidaria; Anthozoa; Malacalcyonacea; Xeniidae. The record is from RefSeq and is a predicted model, not a curated record. The transcript has 5 exons.